AUGGGGAAUUGUUGCUCUCAUGGACGGGCCACAGAAGAUGGAAACACACACGAGAAGGGCCUAACUGAUUCAAACGCGGCUGGUCCAACCGCUGAACCUCCUGUAGCACAAUCCAAACACGCCCCUCCUUCUCCACCACCCGCCACAAAACAAGGCCCUAUAGGACCAGUCCUAGGUCGACCUAUGGAAGAUGUAAAAUCUUCAUACUCUCUAGGCAAAGAGCUAGGCCGUGGACAGUUCGGUGUCACCCACCUCUGCACACAAAAGGCCACAGGUCAACAAUUCGCUUGCAAGACCAUUGCUAAAAGAAAGCUUGUGAACAAAGAAGACAUUGAGGAUGUAAGAAGAGAAGUGCAGAUCAUGCAUCACCUCACUGGUCAACCAAACAUUGUGGAGCUUAAAGGAGCUUACGAGGAUAAGCACUCUGUGCAUUUGGUCAUGGAGCUUUGCGCUGGUGGAGAGUUGUUUGAUAGGAUUAUUGCUAAAGGACAUUACUCUGAGAGAGCAGCUGCUUCUUUGUUAAGAACCAUUGUUCAGAUUGUGCAUACUUGUCAUUCCAUGGGGGUUAUUCACAGAGAUUUGAAGCCUGAGAACUUUCUGUUACUCAACAAAGAUGAGAGCUCUCCUCUCAAGGCCACUGACUUUGGUCUGUCUGUUUUCUACAAGCCGGGAGAGGUGUUUAAGGAUAUAGUGGGUAGUGCUUAUUACAUAGCACCAGAGGUUUUGAAAAGGAAGUAUGGACCUGAAGCUGAUAUUUGGAGUAUUGGUGUCAUGUUGUAUAUACUCUUAUGUGGUGUCCCACCCUUUUGGGCAGAAUCCGAGAAUGGAAUAUUCAACGCCAUCUUAAAGAGCCAUGUUGAUUUCUCAAGUGAUCCAUGGCCAUCAAUCUCACCUCAAGCGAAGGAUCUUGUUAAGAAGAUGCUCAACUCUGAUCCAAAGCAAAGACUAACUGCUGCUCAAGUUCUCAACCAUCCAUGGAUCAAGGAGGAUGGAGAAGCACCGGACGUUCCUCUUGACAAUGCAGUGAUGUCCAGGCUCAAGCAAUUCAAAGCAAUGAACAAUUUCAAGAAAGUUGCAUUACGGGUGAUAGCAGGUUGCUUAUCAGAGGAAGAGAUUAUGGGAUUGAAGGAGAUGUUUAAAGGUAUGGACACUGAUAGCAGUGGAACAAUUACACUCGAGGAGCUAAGACAAGGACUAGCUAAGCAAGGUACAAGGUUGUCAGAAUACGAAGUCCAACAGUUAAUGGAAGCUGCCGAUGCUGAUGGUAAUGGAACAAUAGACUAUGGUGAGUUUAUCGCAGCGACAAUGCAUAUUAACAGACUUGACAGAGAAGAACAUCUCUACUCAGCCUUCCAACACUUUGACAAAGACAACAGUGGAUAUAUCACAAUGGAAGAGCUGGAGCAAGCCCUCAGGGAGUUUGGCAUGAGUGAUGGCAGAGACAUCAAAGAGAUAAUUUCAGAGGUCGAUGGAGACAAUGAUGGUCGGAUAAACUAUGAUGAAUUCGUGGCAAUGAUGAGAAAAGGAAACCCAGAUCCUAUCCCAAAGAAACGGCGUGAACUUUCAUUUAAAUGA
This is a messenger RNA of Eruca vesicaria subsp. sativa (arugula), 1575 nucleotides long. The record is from the annotation of a GenBank genome assembly. Lineage: Eukaryota; Viridiplantae; Streptophyta; Magnoliopsida; Brassicales; Brassicaceae.